GGAGAAUGGUAUAAAUCUCGGCUCCGGUCGCAAAUUUUACAACUCCCUAGCGCUUGGAAUUCUGAACUGGCGCAAGCGAUCCAAACUGGGAAGAAAUUUCAUAAACCAUACUUUCUAUUCAGCUGGGUGAUAAUGAUACCACUUCAAUUCGCAUUUCAGCCGAAUUUUAAAGCAUAUAUUGCGGAAUUUAUUAGAACAGGUAAUGAACUAGUUAGUAAAGUCAAUCCAAUAUAUCAAAUAAAUUAUGUAGAUAUGGAAGACGAAGAAGACGGCGUUACACAACAUAGAUUUAUAUCUGUACCUCACAAGUUUAUCCUCGCGUACCUUUUCAAGAUCUCAUUUUUCCUUGCAGUCAUGGUUUGCGCUGUAGGAUAUGCUUGGUAUGUGGCUGUAAACUAUACUACCAUGGCCAAUCUAACGGCAAUAUACAACACUAGUUGUUUUUGGGCAUAUGCUUUUUCUGUGCUUUUACUGGGCGAAUCGAUGAAAAUAGAAAAAGUUUGUUCCGUAUUUUUAAGCAUCGCAGGUGUAAUAAUCAUGUCAUUAUAUCAAACGGAUUCAACGUUGGGAUAUGAUAUCGGUGGGGAUGCUGUGGGUGGUAAUGGCAUCUUUCAUACAGGAGAUUUAAUUGCUUUGAUUGGAGCAGCUUCUUAUGGAUUGUAUGAAGUACUAUAUAAGAAAUAUGGAAGUCCGCCAACCCCCUCGAUUUUAUUUUCAAACACUUUAACAGGUUUAAUUGGUGUAUUCUCCUUAAUUUUUCUAUGGGUGCCCAUCCCCAUAUUACACUAUACAGGAAUAGAAAAGUUUUCUUUUCCAGAUAUGAAGACUUUUGGUUACAUUCUGCUCAUGGCUUUUUCAGGAGUUGUUUUCAAUGCAAGCUUUAUGAUAGUAAUUGCUUUAACAUCACCUAUUUUUGCCGCUAUUGGGAUAUUGUUGACCAUCCCUGCAGUAGCAUUUGUAGAUUCAUUGGUGAUUAAAUCUUCGUUAGAUGCAG
Messenger RNA from Dentiscutata erythropus, 994 nucleotides. The record is from the annotation of a GenBank genome assembly. Lineage: Eukaryota; Fungi; Glomeromycota; Glomeromycetes; Diversisporales; Gigasporaceae.